This is a messenger RNA of Scomber scombrus (Atlantic mackerel), 1175 nucleotides long. Its product is annotated as homeobox protein aristaless-like 4. The record is from RefSeq and is a predicted model, not a curated record. Gene Ontology annotation, molecular function: DNA-binding transcription activator activity, RNA polymerase II-specific; RNA polymerase II transcription regulatory region sequence-specific DNA binding. The transcript is spliced from 4 exons. NCBI's taxonomy places the organism in Eukaryota, Metazoa, Chordata, Actinopteri, Scombriformes, Scombridae. Gene Ontology annotation, biological process: regulation of transcription by RNA polymerase II. Bases 72 to 1175 code for a protein of 367 amino acids.
UAGCUGUCUAGAGAAGGGGAGGGAAAGAAGAAACCGUGUGGAUUUUUUUUAAAAAAUAUAACUUUUUAGGUAUGAACGCAGAUACGUGCGUCUCAUACUGCGAUAUGACAUCGAUGGAUUCAUAUUAUAGCCCAUCUACUGCGCAAGGUAGGGAUCACCAGACGAACCCGUUCAGGACUUUCCCGACUGAAACCAAAUACAGCCCCACGUUCAUUCCGGGUAAAGGGCAGGGUUACGGAGAGAAGUCCCGGAGUCCUUUCCAGCCGGAGUGCCAAUCACUGGAUGGCGCUGAGGAGGGCACCUUCAACAAAUACCAGCUCUUCAUGCAGCGACCGACCUGCAAAACUCCGCCUGAAGGCAACAAGCUGCACCCGGACAGCGGACAUAACGGGACGCUCAUUCCCUGCUAUGGAAAAGACAACAGCGGCCUGACAGAAUCUGAUUUGCCCUCAAGUGUCGACAAUCCUGGGAUGGAAAGUAGCUACCUGAACCUAAAGGAGCCUGGAGUGAAGGGGCAGAGUGAGCGGCCAGGCUCAGAUCUUUCCAGCCCUCUAGACAAAAGCGAGGCUGAGAGCAACAAGGGCAAGAAGAGACGGAACCGAACCACGUUCACCAGCUACCAGCUGGAGGAGCUGGAGAAAGUUUUCCAGAAGACACACUACCCAGAUGUUUAUGCCCGCGAGCAGCUGGCACUGAGGACAGACCUGACAGAGGCUCGUGUACAGGUGUGGUUCCAAAAUCGCAGAGCCAAGUGGAGGAAGAGAGAGCGUUUUGGCCAGAUGCAACAGGUCCGGACACACUUCUCUACUGCUUAUGAGCUGCCUCUUCUUACUCGGCCCGAGAACUAUGCACAGAUCCAGAACCCUUCGUGGAUCGGGAGCAGCAGUGGAGCAUCUCCAGUGCCAGGCUGCGUCGUGCCUUGUGACUCUGUCCCCUCCUGCAUGCCCCCUCAUCCUCAUGGUCAUGGAGGUGUCUCUGACUUCCUGGGUGUGCCCAGCCCAGGGAACAGCCACAUGGGACAAACACAUAUGGGCAGCCUUUUUGGGGGACCCGCAAUGGGCGGGGGGAUCAAUGGCUAUGAUAUCAAUGUUGAUCCAGACCGCAAGUCCUCCAGCAUAGCUGCGCUGCGUAUGAAGGCCAAGGAACACAGUGCAGCCAUCUCUUGGGCUACAUGA